CGCUCGACUCGUUCACUUGCCUUCCAACUUGUGCGGACUGGAGAACGUGCGUGCGUGCGCGCAGCAUGAGCGGCGGCGGCCAACAUGGACGCGCUUCUACUUUUGUGGUUGAUGCCGAUUUAUGGGACGUCUGUUGCUCACCAAAGUUCAACCAUCAGUCUUUCCUCAAGGACACAAGAAAGUUCCGAGGUGACAAGGUCAACUUUAGGGUCACCCAUUGCGUCAGCAUCCCAACACGUGACCUUUGCCCUUUUGUCACUGAGGUCAGGUGGGAUGCCUGAGCGCCCAAACAUAACUCCGCCUUCGGCCACGUCUGACUGGCAGCAAACAUCAAAGACGAUCAUGUCGGAAACUUCACCUCCAGUCUCGUCCGAUUGGCCGCAAAUAUCAAAAACUGUUCCAUCCAAGACCCUGCCGUCAGUCACAUCUGACUGGUCGCAAAUAUCAAAGACAAUAACAUCCAAGACCCUACCUUCAGACUCCUCUGACUGGCGGCAAACUUCAAAGUCGAUAACGUCAAAGACUUCGCUUUCAGCAACGUCUGAUUGGCCACAAACAUCGAAAACGCUAAUGUCAGAGACUUCACCUUUGGUCACGUCUGAUUGGCCACAAACAUCAAAGAGGAUAACGUCGGAGACUUUGCCUCCGGCCGCAUCUGAUUGGCCACAAACAUCUAAAACGAUAAUGUCAGAGACUCCGCCUCUGGCCGGCUCUGAUUGGCCCCAAACAUCUAAGACGAUAAUGUCAGAGACUCCGCCUUCGGCCGGCUCUGAUUGGCCACAAACAUCUAAAACGAUAAUGUCAGAGACUCCGCCUCCGGCCGGCUCUGGUUGGCCGCAAACUUCCCGAACGAUAAUGUCAGAGGCUCCGCUUCCGGCCGCAUCUGAUUGGCCACAGACGUCAAAGAUGAUAAUGUCAGAGACUCCGUAUCCGGCCAUGUCCGAUUGGACUCAAACGUCAGAGAGGAUAACACCAGAGACUCCGCCUUCACCCCCCUCCGAAUGGCCGCAAACGUCAAAGACGAUAAUGUGGGAGUCUCCGUCUCCAGCCGCGUCUGACAGGCCGCGAACGUCAGAGACAAUAAUGUCAGAGACUCUGCCUUUAGCUGCGUCCGAUAGGCCGCAAACAUCUGAGACGAUAACAUCCAAGAAUCUCCCUUCAGUCAUGUCUGAUUGGCCGCAAAUUUCAAAGACGACAGCACCGGAGACUCCGUCUCCCGGUGGGUCUGACUGGCCGCAAAACACAACGGCGAUAACAUCGGAGACUCCGCCACAGGCCGCGUCUGAUUGGUCGCAAACGUCAAAGACGCAGCUGCCAUCGUUCAGUUUGACUGACAGGCCAGUCGCGACACGUGACCUCACAUCAAAGAUGGACCGCAGCGUGACGUCAGUGAGCGUCGCCACUCCUGCCGCCCUUCCCACCGGCAGGACGGCCUCGACUCCUCCCGCCGCACUUGCCUCAACUGCUGCCACCACCUCCGCUGUCAUAAAUGUUGCCAUUCAUACCAGCGGGCCCACCUCCCUUGCCAGCAGCACGAUUGGCUCUACGUCCAGCAACACUGCCGCCACCGCCGUGGCCUCAUCUCGUCCUGCCUGGACCUGGCAUGCCAUCACUUCUGCCUCCCUUGCAUUCGGCACUCCCGGCCUUCCUCUGACCUCUAACCCCAUCUCCACUCCCACCACCUUGCCGACCUCCGCUCCCGCCCCUGUCCUGUCCACUCCCCCAAAUAGGCCUCCAACAACAUCAGUAGCCCCGCCCACAACCCCAGCAGGCAAUGUGCUGGCAAUGGUUGCCAUGACAACAAGCAGUCCUUCAGCAACUGAGCCAAAGGUCAACUCGCCUAAUCGGCCCAGCUGCUUGGUAACCUUCACACAGGUCAAGGUCGGUGUGAAUUGGGCGCUGAUGACCUUCAACUCGGAACCCUUGUGCGCCAACUUCACGGCAGCUGCGGCGGCCACACUUGGCAACCACCUGAGGGUUAGCGAGUGCCAGCCGGUGGGAGGGGCCGCUCGAAACUUUACCUGCGCCAUCACACAACUGCGGGCGGGAACAGCGUACCGUGUCACCAUUGCCUCGGCCGUAAACGGACCACCAGCACAAGUGGAGGUGCACACAGUUCCUGAUGGGGUGUCGGCGUUGUCCGCCGUCUCGCUUUCUGACGGCAGCGCCUUGCGUCUCGCCUGGAUGCCCCCCAGUGGCACCUGGGAGAAGUACAGUGUGUUGUUGCGCAACGGCUCGGCGGUCCUGGUCAACGACAGCAUCGGGAAGCUGAGCCGGAGCUACGUGUUUACCGCCAAGGAGCUGGGCCUGGUGCCGGGUCGGGUCUACGGUGCCGAGGUCACAGUGCAUAGCGGCACGCUGGCUAACACCGCCUGCUGCCAAGCACAACUGGCUCCUGGGCUAGUCCAGCAGCUACGCGUCUAUCGUGUCGUGGAGACCGCCGUGUACCUCCAGUGGCAGUCGCCGAGGGGCGAGUGGGACGGCUUCAAGGCGGUCAUCCGAGGAGAUCGGCCCAAUUCGCCUGCGGUUCAAAACCUCCUCCCCCGAGAGGCCACCGGGUGUUCCUUCGCCGAGCUCACCUCGGGGCAGCUGUAUACUAUCACCGUGACCACCACCAGCGGCAACCUGAGCAGCUCCGCUUCUGUCAACACGUGGACCACUCCAUCUCAGGUGACCGGGCUGCAGGUUCGCAAUUUGGGUAGUACCGAAAGCCUCUUGGCUCAGUGGGAGCAGGGCAGCGGGGACGUAGACUUGUACCUCGUCCUGCUUAUCCACGAGGGCAGCGUCAUCAAGAACCAGAGCAUGCCGGCGGAUGCCUUCAGUCUGAGUUUCCGUGGCCUCAGGCCCGGCGCCCUCUACAGGGUGGUUGUGACAUCAGUCCGAGCGGGACGCCCAUCCCGGCAGACGGUGGCUGAGGGACGCACCGUACCCGCUGCCGUUGGUGAGGUCACCGUCAGUAACAACGGGCGCGUGGACUUCCUUAGCGUGUCGUGGCGUCCUGCUUUGGGGGAGGUGGACAGUUACCUGGUGGCUCUGAGGGACCGAGACAAGACACUUCACACGCUGGUUGUCUCCAAAUCCAGUCACCAGUGCGUUUUUAGCUCCCUCGUCUCCGGACGCCUCUACAACAUCUCCAUCACCACUUGCAGCGGAACCUUCCAGAACUACACCUCCGUCCUGGAGAGGACACAGCCUUCGAAGGUCCAGAACCCGACGGCAAUACACGGCGCCCGUGACGACUUCCUGAAGGUGUACUGGCGUCCCGCCUCCGGAGACUUUGACUUCUACCACGUUGCCAUCAAGCACAACAACGCGGUGCUGCAGAACCAGACGGUGUCCAGGAUGCGCAAUGAGUGCGUCUUUCACGGCCUGGUCCCCGGACGACUCUACACGGUUGUGGUCGCCACCUGGAGUGGCAACUACGAGGCCAGCGCCUCCACCCACGGUCGCACCUUCCCGGCGGCGGUACGUUCCCUGCAUGUCGCCCGUCGGACCUCCCAGAAGCUUUGGGUGGCAUGGACGGCGGCCCCGGGCGAUGUGGACCACUAUGAGGUGCAGCUGCUGUUCAAUGACAUGAAGGUGUUCCCUCCGCUCACCCUGGGAGACGGCAUGGGCGAGUGCCUGGUGUCCUCUCUCACGCCCGGACGACUCUACAAGGUCUUGGUGUCCACCUUCAGCGGACCCAACCAGAGGACCCAGUUCAUCGAGGGCCGUACAGUUCCCAGCCAGGUGAAGAACAUCCAAGUGAGUAACGGUGGUGACAGCAGCAGUUUGACCGUGAGCUGGACGGUGGGCCAAGGCGACGUGGACCGAUACGCGGUGGUUCUGUACAAACAGAACCACCAGUUGGACACGCGGCCCGUGCUCAGACAUCAGAAUCAGGUUACGUUCGGCUCGCUUCAGCCGGGUCAGCUGUACGACGUGAUGGUUCAGGCGUUCAGCGGCAACCUCUCCAGCAAUCAAACGGCCAGCGGACGCACGGUCCCGUCGGCGGUAACAGCACUGCGGGUGGAGAACCCAGUCGGUACCGGCAACCUGCAAGUGACCUGGCGGAAAGCCGCGGGCGUGUCGGACGGCUACUUCCUGCAGCUUCUCGAUAACAAGCCAGGCGCCGUCCUCGCCAACGCCACGCUGACUGCUGCCCUCACACAACACACGUUUGACGGUCUCAGCCCAGGAAGACAGUACAACGUCCUGGUCCGGACCACCAGCGGGGGAGUCCAAAGCCUCGGGGUCACCGCCAAUGCUCGCACACGUCCGGCAGCCGCCACCCAGCUGUCAAUCCAAAGCAACACCAGCACCAGUCUGUCCUUCUGCUGGUCCCGGCCGGCGGGUGACUUGGACUCGUACGACGUGCUCCUGUAUGACGCGGAUGAGGUUCUGCGGGAACAGCGCCAGCUCGGGCCGUCCAGCCUGGACUGCUCGUUCCGAGGACUCACGCCUGGUUCGGCUUACAAGAUGGUGGUCGUCACGUGCAGCGGAGACUUGAGCAACCGCUCCAGCAUUUGGGCUGGCACAGUCCCGUCCGCCGUCACAUCUCUACGCGCCGAGGGCGGCGAUGGUUGCGACCAGCUGCGAGUGUUGUGGCAGCGGUGCCAGGGCGGCGUGUCCGGGUACCGGCUUUCGCUGUCCGCCCCUGACGGCUCGCUACGGGCACAGGAGCAGCUGGGGCCGGAGGUCACAGAGUUCAUUUUCAGUGGCCUGACGCCGGGUCGACUUUAUCGCGUCGAUGUCCUGAGCCUCAGCGGAGAUCUCGCCAACGCGGCCAGCGUGCACGCGAGGACAGCUCCCAAACCGCCAAGCUCAUUCCUGUUUGGAGGAGUCACCAACACGUCUCUGGAGAUCACCUGGACCGCCCCCCCGGACUCCGACUACGAUGACUUCGAUGUACGCUGGACGCCGCCCGACCGCGGCUCUGUCGUCAACCCGUACGAGAAUCGCCGGUCCGGCAGUCGCAUCGUGAGAGGGAUGUUCCCCGGACGCCUCUACAACUUCAGCUUACGCACCGUCAGCGGAGCCUCGCAGGCGAGGGACGGGGCCCCGCCCUCCUACAGCCUGCCCAUCCAGCGCAGCAUCCGCACCAAGCCGUCCCCCGUUAUCGGCCUCCAUUGCCGCCCUCAGAGCUCCACCUCCAUUUCCUGCUCCUGGGCGCCCCCGGAGGCCGACUUUGACUCCUACACCGUCGAGUGCGUGCACGAGGACUCGCAGAGUCUGGUCUACUCGCGCCGCUCGGGCCGGCGGGCGGACAGGCGCCCGGCCGCAUAUGUCAUCGACCUGCUGGAGCCUCACAAGCGCUACACCGUAUGCGUCAAAGUCAUCUCGGACACCAGCGCCAGUGAGGCGGCGCGGGACAGCGUGGUCACCAUGAUCGACCGACCCCCGGUGCCGCCGGUCAGCAUGCGAGUGGACGCCGUGUCGGCGCUGGCCACCGAGUCAUCCAUCCUGUUCCACUUCAACUGCAGCUGGUUCAGCGACGUCAACGGCGCCGUCAAAUUCUUCAGCGUCGUCGUCACAGAGUCCAAAGGUGAAGACAGCGUUUUGCCCGAGCAGCGCCACCCUCUGCCCUCGUACGCCGACUACAUGUCCAACACGUCCAUCAAGUCAUACCAGACAUCUUUGUUCGCCGGCGGCAGCCCCGCUGAAGCCUGCGCUUAUGACAUCACUGUGGGGGCGGGGUCGGACACCCUGGGCGGGUCAUGUGACCACCUGCGCGCACGCCACAACCGCCAGCGACACUUCUGUGACGGACCGCUUAAACCCACAACUGCUUACAGGCUGAGCAUUCGAGCGUUCACGCAAGUGUCCGACGGCGUUUCGGCGCCUCUCUACGCCGACACCUUCCUGUCGCUGCCCGUGCGCACCGCAACAGACCCUGCCGGCGGCCUCGUGGGAGGAAUCAGCGCCGGCGUCUUCGUGAUGGUUGCCGUGGCAACGCUGGCGGCGCUCAUCCUCUACAGACGAAAUGCACGACCAAAAACUGCCGAGGAGAGCAUGGCAGUCAACAUGUGUGUGAGGAGCGAGCGAGCUUUGCCAAGAGGUCACCUAGGGGUCAGAGGGAAGCGCCGUCACAUGACAAGCCCCAUCAACGUGGCCGACUUUGAACGUCACUACAACAAACUCCAGGCCGACGCCCACUUCCUACUUUCGGAGCAGUAUGAGAGUUUGAAGGACGUCGGCCGCAACCAGACCAGCGACGCCGCUCUGCUGCCCGAGAACCGCGGCAAGAACCGAUACAACAACAUUCUACCCUAUGACUCAACGAGAGUCAAGUUAUCGUACGUGGAUGACGACCUCUCCUCCGACUACAUCAACGCCAGUUACAUACCUGGCAACAAUUCCCGCCGCGAGUACAUCGCCACCCAGGGUCCGCUGCCGGGAACGAAAGACGAUUUCUGGAAAAUGGCCUGGGAGCAAAACGCCCGCAACGUGGUCAUGCUCACGCAGUGUGUGGAGAAAGGACGCGUGAAGUGCGACCGCUACUGGCCGGCGGAGCGAGAGCCCCUUUACUACGGCGACCUCAUCGUCCACAUGACCUCCGAGUCGGUGCUGCCCGAGUGGACCAUCCGAGAAUUCAACGUGUGCAGCGAGGACGACGUGCGGCACGUGCGCACGGUUCGCCAAUUCCACUUCACCGUGUGGCCCGAUCACGGCGUUCCUGACAGCACGCAGUCGCUGGUCCACUUUGUCAGAACCGUCAGAGACUUUGUCAACAGAAGUCCCGCUGGCGGUCCCACCAUCGUGCACUGCAGCGCGGGCGUGGGCCGAACGGGCACUUUCGUGGCACUGGACCGGCUCCUGCAGCAGUUGGACACCUCGGACGCGCUGGACGUUUACGGCUGCGUUUGGCAACUCCGCCUGCACCGCUCGCACAUGCUGCAGACCGAGCGGCAGUACGCAUUUGUGCAUCAGUGCAUCAGCGACGUGCUUCGAGCGAGGAGCUUGAUUGUGUACGAAAACGUCAGCUUGAGCCAGACGCUGAGCGGGCGACCUUAAGGUCAUAAGACAAGACCCACCAGUGACGUCAGCGAAAGAGAAGUCUGGAGAACAGGCGUAUAAAUCUGAUGUCAUCCAAUCGAUGACAUGCGGUUUAUAUUGCUUGACGUAUUUUGGAACUGUGUGCCUGAUGAUUUUGCACAUUGCUGUUAAAAGGUGUACAGUAUAGUCAUUUACACUGCAUGAGCCUAUAUUAUUUUACAUUAUUGUUGUUAAUGUAUAUUUAGGGUCGGGACAAAAUGUUUAAGUUUCGUUCUUUUUUAGCAAAUUUGUUGCUUAGAGCACAUAAACAUACUGUUCAUGGUUGUGUAUUUCGUGCGCAGAAUUCAUAAUGAAUGCAUAUUAAAUGUGCGUAAAGAA
Messenger RNA from Hippocampus comes (tiger tail seahorse), 7353 nucleotides. RefSeq names its product protein tyrosine phosphatase receptor type B. Gene Ontology annotation, molecular function: cadherin binding; protein tyrosine phosphatase activity. Gene Ontology annotation, cellular component: signaling receptor complex. The transcript has 30 exons. NCBI's taxonomy places the organism in Eukaryota, Metazoa, Chordata, Actinopteri, Syngnathiformes, Syngnathidae. The coding region runs from base 85 to 6993 and encodes 2302 amino acids. The record is from RefSeq and is a predicted model, not a curated record. Gene Ontology annotation, biological process: angiogenesis; peptidyl-tyrosine dephosphorylation involved in inactivation of protein kinase activity.